Molecule: messenger RNA, 1627 nt
Organism: Amphibalanus amphitrite
Lineage: Eukaryota; Metazoa; Arthropoda; Thecostraca; Balanomorpha; Balanidae
Exons: 2
Coding region: 77-1627 (516 amino acids)
Molecular function (GO): catalytic activity
Source: RefSeq, a predicted model, not a curated record
UUUCGAGGCCGCUACCGCGAUCCUGUGGCAGUAAUUACCGUUUCAACUGUCGUCAAAUCAUGCCCGCUCGGCUGACAUGGCGCGGGUCACGCCCGGCGGCGCCGUAUUCUACCGGUUUCCGGAGAGGCUACCGGACCGGCGGGACCAAUCCCGGACCCUCCGACCAAUCUACCGGAGCGGGCAGCAGUGGACAGCCGGUCCACUCGCUAGACAGGGUCCACUUGAUGGACCACCGGCUCUGCGACCCGAGUGGAGCAUCAGGCCCGGUCUCAGGCCCUGGUCCAGGGGGGCGCUGCCGAGCAGACGACCCGAGCCGCCAGCAAGGAGAGGGAGAAGGAGCCGCGGCUGCCGAUCCGGCCGCCGACACCAGCAACGACGACACCGCACCGACCGAGACGCCUGCCGACGCCCGGUGGCUGCGACCGCCCUGCCGCCCCGAGUUCUAGCGUGCCCUGAGCGGGUGCCGCUGGGCAGGGCGCCGGAGCCGGCCAGGCCUGGAACCGCCCCUGAGCGCGGGGAGGGCGGCGGUCGCCGGCCGCGGCCGUACGGGAACGGCACGGCCCGUCAACCCUUACGGAUCGGACACGUGAACGCCCGUUCACUCCUACCAUCCAUCGAUGACGUGACACUGACACUCGGCGCUCAGAACUUGGACUUGCUUGGAGUGAGUGAAACCUGGCUGAGUCCGUCUGUCGAUGACAGUUUUCUCAUAUUCCCUGGGUAUAAGGUGAUACGACGCGACCGAGGUGGUGACCGAAGGGGAGGGGGAGUGUGCGUGCUGUACCGAGAGUCUCUGAGAGUGGAGGUGCUGACAGUUCCUAGCACCGGCUCGCCGCUGGAGUCACUCUGGCUGAGCUUGUGUAGCACUACUACAGUGGUAAUAGGUAUCAUGUACCGACCGCCUAGCGCGCCCGUGACUGCUGUGUUAGACGACCUGCAGAGUCAGUUAGCGCAUGUAUGCGGUACCGAUAAACCCCUGUAUGUGCUUGGCGAUGUUAAUUUCGAUUGGCUGCGGCUGGCUGAGCUUGACGUCCGGCGAUACUCUCAGGUAUUAGAGGACGUAAACGUUAAGCAGCUAGUGUCGGUUCCGACACGCCCCGUGUCGGGGACGGCGCUCGACCACGUCAUCGUUCGAGCAUCAGACGCCGUUACGACAGCGACCGUCGUUCCAUGCAGCUGGAGCGACCACGACAUCGUCAUCGCCGAGACACCACUCACAAAGGAGCGCCGACGACCGGCCGAGAUCACCGUGCCAUCUACCCGAUCUCUCGUGCCGGACUCGCUGUGUAUGGAGCUGCUCCUGUCAGACUGGGACGCGGUGUACAGCGCGGCCGAGCCGGCGGCUAAGUGGCAGGCCUGGCUGGCGGUGUGGACGCCCGUGCUCGACCGUCACAUGCCGGCGCGGCUAGAACUCGUGCGCUGCAGCGCCACGGAGAGUUCGGGGAGUGUAGCAGGGUGGGGCGAGAAUGCCCCGCUGCAAACACGCGGCGGUCGGGGCGGGAGCGGAUCGCCUGAGUCCCGUUCGGCCAGCGUCUCCGCCACAUCCGGACCGACCGACGCGAAGAACCGGUUCAGCCUGCCGGCCCACUCGGAAUCCACCUGUGCAGAGCUCGUCGUCCUCGGCUGA